Bubalus bubalis (water buffalo) is the source of this 5269-nucleotide messenger RNA. RefSeq names its product phosphorylase kinase regulatory subunit alpha 2 (gene PHKA2). The record is from RefSeq and is a predicted model, not a curated record. Gene Ontology annotation, cellular component: phosphorylase kinase complex. NCBI's taxonomy places the organism in Eukaryota, Metazoa, Chordata, Mammalia, Artiodactyla, Bovidae. Gene Ontology annotation, biological process: glycogen metabolic process. The coding region runs from base 1074 to 4781 and encodes 1235 amino acids. Gene Ontology annotation, molecular function: calmodulin binding. The transcript is spliced from 34 exons.
CUCGCUAAAGAAACAUGGGAAUUCAGAGUAUGGGGAUGACUAAUAGGAGAGAAGAGCUGAGGGGACCCUUAAAGAAAAGAGGCUUCAGAAAGGUGAGGUGGUCUACUGGGUCAGUUCAGUUCAGUCGCUCAGUCGUGUCCGACUCUUUACGACCCCAUGGAUUGCAGCACGCCAGGCCUCCCUGUCCACCAAGCAUACAGUAAAUGCAUGGAGAGUAGCAAAGGAAUUUAGGAAAAGCUAUUAGCUGAACUGUCAGAUUAUGGGUAUCAGAUUUUGGUAGAAAAUGAAUAGUGGGCCGAAGAUGGUAAAAAAAAAAAAAAAAAAACAGUGGGUAAUUAUCAGCCACGAAACACGAAUGCCAAGUUUCAAGUUGUAGGCCUGGAGGUGGACCGCAGUUCAGGCCAGGUGAGCUACUCCCAGGUGCCUAGUGUUGAGGCUGCAGGCGCGGUGAGCAGCUGGGGUACCCUGCCCUGCCCCUGUCUGUACCUCCCCUCUCCCCUCUGAGUCCCGCUAGUCUGCUUCCGCUCGUGGGCAGAGACGCGCCAGGGCAGAGCUGCUCUUCUGGCCUGCGGAGGGGUGCCCAGGCAGCAGUGGUGGGCGGGCCUAUUUCUCCCCACCAGGAGCCCUCCCUACGGCCGCUUGAGAAGCCUCGUCGCCCGCCCUGCAGCCAGUUCUUUUAUCUCCCCAACUCCGCUUGCUGCUCCGCAGCGCGGGCGGAUCUGGAGGCGGUGCUAGAGGGCGGGGCCAGGGAUGCGAUUGUGAGCUCAUCUCAGGGCAGGGCGGGCCACCGUCCUAGCGUUUUAGAGGUGUUCUGCGCCUCCGGCCCGGCUCCGCGGGAGGCGGGCCUGGGGCAGGUCCAGGGGGCGGGUCCGGGACCUUCAGAUGCCCGCGACGGAAGGGCCUGUUUCAACAUCCCCGGCUGUGGUCGGCUGCUGGCGGCGAGUCACUACGUCUUACCACCGGGCUCCAUCCCGAGAACUGACCGAGGCUGUGACUGUUUGGGAACCAAGCCCGCUCGGCGGCCGCAGCCCGGGCGACCCGCCUCUUUGCAACGGGUCGGACUCAACGCGGAGAUGAGGAGCAGGAGCAAUUCCGGGGUCCGCUUAGACGGAUACGCGCGGCUGGUGCAGCAAACAAUCCUCUGUUACCAGAAUCCCAUCACGGGGCUGAUGUCAGCCAGUCAUGAGCAGAAGGAUGCCUGGGUACGGGAUAACAUCUAUAGCAUCCUGGCCGUGUGGGGCCUGGGCAUGGCCUACCGCAAGAACGCCGACCGCGACGAGGACAAGGCCAAGGCCUACGAGCUGGAGCAGAAUGUGGUGAAACUGAUGCGAGGUCUUCUCCAGUGCAUGAUGAGACAGGUGGAUAAAGUGGAGAGAUUCAAGCGCACUCAGAGUACCAAGGACAGCCUGCACGCCAAGUACAACACUGCCACCUGCAGCACUGUGGUGGGCGACGACCAGUGGGGCCACCUCCAGGUGGAUGCCACCUCCCUCUUCCUCCUGUUUCUGGCCCAGAUGACAGCCUCCGGCUUACGUAUUAUUUUCACUCUUGAUGAGGUGGCCUUCAUACAGAAUCUUGUUUUUUACAUAGAAGCUGCGUAUAAAGUUGCUGAUUAUGGAAUGUGGGAACGUGGAGAUAAGACUAAUCAGGGUAUUCCAGAAUUGAAUGCAAGCUCUGUAGGAAUGGCCAAGGCAGCACUUGAAGCAAUUGAUGAAUUGGACCUUUUUGGAGCCCAUGGAGGUCGCAAGUCUGUGAUCCACGUCCUGCCAGAUGAGGUGGAACACUGCCAGUCUAUUCUGUUUUCCAUGCUGCCAAGAGCCUCGACGUCAAAAGAGAUUGAUGCUGGGCUUCUUUCCAUUAUUUCUUUCCCGGCCUUCGCGGUGGAAGAUGUGAACCUUGUGAAUGUGACCAAACAUGAAAUUAUUUCCAAGCUCCAGGGGCGUUAUGGAUGCUGUCGCUUCCUUCGAGAUGGUUAUAAAACCCCAAGAGAGGACCCAAACCGAUUGCAUUAUGACCCUGCUGAACUCAAGCUCUUUGAAAACAUUGAAUGUGAAUGGCCUGUGUUCUGGACUUAUUUCAUAAUAGAUGGAGUCUUCAAUGGUGAUGCCGUUCAGGUCCAAGAAUACCGUGAAGCCCUGGAGGGGAUACUGAUCAGAGGCCAGAACGGGGUCCACUUGUUGCCUGAACUCUACGCCAUCCCGCCUGACAAGGUGGAUGAAGAGUAUAAGAAUCCCCACACGGUGGAUAGAGUUCCCCUGGGGAAGGUGCCGCAUCUGUGGGGUCAGUCCUUGUACAUCCUCAGCUCCCUGUUGGCAGAGGGAUUCCUUGCUGCUGGUGAAAUUGAUCCCUUGAACAGAAGAUUUUCCACUUCAGUCAAACCUGAUGUCGUCGUACAAGUGACUGUUCUGGCAGAAAACAACCACAUUAAGGAGCUUCUGAGGAAACAUGGGGUCAACGUCCAGAGUAUCGCUGACAUUCAUCCAAUCCGAGUCCAGCCAGGCCGCAUCCUUAGUCACAUAUAUGCCAAGCUUGGACGGAAUAAGAAUAUGAGAUUGAGUGGGCGACCGUAUCGGCACAUUGGUGUCCUUGGGACAUCGAAACUAUACGUGAUUAGGAACCAGAUCUUUACUUUCACGCCCCAGUUCACUGACCAGCAUCACUUCUACCUGGCCCUGGACAAUGAGAUGAUCGUGGAGAUGCUGAGAAUUGAGCUGGCCUACCUGUGCACCUGCUGGCGGAUGACGGGCAGACCCACGCUCACCUUCCCCAUCACACACACCAUGCUCACAAAUGAUGGCUCAGAUAUUCAUUCCGCUGUUCUUGCUACAAUUCGCAAACUAGAGGAUGGAUAUUUUGGAGGAGCUAGAGUAAAAUUAGGGAGUCUUUCGGAAUUUCUCACCACCUCUUUCUACACGUAUCUGACCUUCCUGGAUCCAGACUGUGAUGAGAAGUUGUUUGAUGAUGCCAGUGAAGGGACCUUCAGUCCUGAUAGUGAUUCAGACCUGGGAGGAUAUUUGGAAGACACCUAUAAUCAAGAAAGCCAGGACGAGCUUGACCAGUAUAUCAACCACCUUCUGCAAAGCACAUCCUCGAAGUGCUAUCUGCCACCUCUCUGUAAGAAGACAGAGGACAACCAGGUUUUCAGUGCUAUCCAUUCCACUCGGGAUAUACUUUCUGUGAUGGCAAAAGCAAAGGGUUUGGAAAUUCCAUUUGUUCCCAUGGCUUUGCCAACUAAAGUUCUAAGCGCCCACCGUAAAUCGCUGAAUCUCGUUGAUUCUCCUCAGCCACUCCUAAAAAAGGCCCCUGAAGAUGACUUCCAGUUUCCCAGAGAUGACCGUGGCGACGUGGACUGUGAGAAGCUGGUUGAGCAGUUGAAAGACUGUUCGAACCUACAGGACCAAGCAGACAUUCUGUACAUUCUGUAUGUAAUAAAGGGUCCCAGCUGGGACACAGAUCUCUCUGGACAGCACGGGGUCACCGUUCACAACCUCCUCAGUGAGCUCUAUGGGAAGGCUGGCUUGAACCAGGAGUGGGGCCUGAUCCGCUACAUCUCCGGCCUCCUCCGGAAGAAAGUGGAGGUCCUGGCUGAGGCGUGCACGGACCUGCUGUCACACCAGAAGCAGCUCACAGUGGGCCUGCCCCCAGAACCCCGGGAGAAGACCAUCUCUGCGCCUCUUCCCCCCGAGGAGCUCACGAAGCUCAUCUACGAAGCCAGUGGGCAGGACAUCAGCAUCGCCGUGCUCACACAGGAGAUCGUGGUGUACCUGGCGAUGUACGUCAGGGCACAGCCCAGCCUCUUCGUGGAGAUGCUCCGGCUCCGAAUUGGACUGAUCAUUCAGGUGAUGGCCACGGAGCUGGCACGGAGCCUGAACUGUUCAGGAGAAGAAGCUUCUGAAAGUUUGAUGAACCUCAGCCCUUUUGAUAUGAAAAAUCUCCUGCACCACAUCUUAAGUGGCAAAGAAUUUGGUGUUGAAAGAAGCAUGCGGCCCAUUCAUUCCUCCACACCCAGCCCUGCUGUCUCCAUCCAUGAGGUGGGCCACACUGGAGUCACCAAAACCGAGAGGAGCGGCAUCAACAGGCUGAGGAGUGAGAUGAAACAGAUGACUAGGCGGUUUAGUGCUGAUGAACAGCUGAUUCCUGUGAGCCAGGCCGCGUCCAGCAGCGUGCGCUCCUCCAAGUCUGUGAGGUCUAGCACCCCGUCCUCACCCACGGGCACAUCGUCAUCAGACUCGGGCGGGCAGCACAUGGGCUGGGGGGAACGGCAGGGCCAGUGGCUGCGCAGGAGAAGGCUGGACGGCGCCAUCAACAGGGUCCCCGUGGGAUUCUACCAGAAGGUGUGGAAGAUCCUUCAGAAGUGCCAUGGUCUGUCCAUCGACGGUUAUGUGCUCCCGUCCUCGACCACACAAGAGAUGACCCCGCAGGAGAUCAAGUUUGCUGUCCACGUUGAGUCAGUGCUGAACCGAGUGCCACAACCCGAGUACCGGCAGCUGCUGGUGGAGGCCAUCAUGGUGCUGACGCUGCUCUCGGACACAGAGAUGAACAGCAUCGGGGGCAUCAUCCACGUGGACCAGAUCGUGCACAUGGCCAACCAGCUGUUCCUACAAGACCAGGUGUCAAGUGGAGCCACGGACACGCUGGAGAAAGACCAAGCCACAGGCAUCUGCCACUUCUUUUACGACAGCGCUCCAAGCGGGGCUUAUGGGACGAUGACCUACCUAACGAAGGCGGUGGCUUCUCAUUUGCAGGAACUGCUGCCCAAUUCAGGUUGCCAGAUGCAGUAGGGCCUCGGUGCUCAGUCUGUCCCUUUCUCGUGGGCACUUCUUGUGUUCCCCAAGAUUCCCUGUGCUUUCCCCAACAAAGCCUUGCCCAUGAGAAUCCCUGGCAGGGAGGGGAUGAUAGUGAACACACUUGAAAGCAGUAGACAUCCAAACCCCAGAAAGGGCCGGUGACUUCUGUGCUCCCCUGAGGAGCACUAAGGGGGUCAUCGUCUACACUCAUCUCACUGAAACUUUUGUCACAGCAUCUGGUCUCCUGGAGUCUGAGGACAGAUUGGAAGUGGGUCUCUCAAGUGCAGAGUGAAGUGAAAAGGCAGCUUAAAUCAGCUCUUGCAGAGUUUCCGAACAGGUUCCGUGAGCUAGUGACAUAUCUUCAAGAUGGAAAGAUCCUUCCAGCAGCUGCAAACCUUAACAAAGGGAACAUCUUAAUGGGUAUGGUCUGUCUGUGGGUCAGAUUGUUUACUGAAUAGAACAGCUCUUUCUGUGGGGCCUGG